Molecule: messenger RNA, 228 nt
Organism: Knipowitschia caucasica
Lineage: Eukaryota; Metazoa; Chordata; Actinopteri; Gobiiformes; Gobiidae
Source: the annotation of a GenBank genome assembly
AUGCAGGCCAAGCAAACGCUAAGUGGGUCUGGCAGAGUGGAGGCUCCAGCUUCUGAGGACUUUGAUUCGCAGCAGCCAGAGGAUUUUAUCAUCCACAACACGGAGAGGAAAUGGCUUACUAUGGCCCCAGCUGACGUCAAGCAGCGUGAAGUCAACCCUCUCCUGCUCACUCCACGCUCCUGCUACAUCUGCCCCUCCUCCUCACGCCACGCUCGUCCAGGCUCUUGA